UGACGUUGUAUUCUCUGAUCCCGCCCACGUGUGGUGGUCAAAAGAAACAUGUCGCUCCCCUUCAUACACAGAUCCGCAAUGUUAUGCAGAAGAUUUAGGGCAAGUUUAAAUCUUUACGAUCACACGACAAGGAUUCCAAAUACUACGAUACGGUUACGAACAUUCUGUAGCUCAGUUGGAGAAGCAAAUAUUGGGAUAUUACAAUCUACAGAAGAAUACAAAUUUGUGGAACGACUGAUCCCACCUUCACGAGUGCCCAUUCCCCCUAAACAUGACGGUCCUUCCCCAUCUGGCUGGACUCCUCCAUCAGAGUUACCUCCUGCUUUGCCGUACAUGAUCCGUCGCUCCCGAAUGCACAAUGUUCCUGUCUACACAGACCUCACCCAUGGCAGCCGCAAGACAACCCUUGUACGCAAAGUUGAAGGGGACAUCUGGGCUCUUGAGAAGGAUGUUAAGGAGUACCUGCAACAGCUUACUGGCAAAGACCUGCCAACACAGGUCAAUGAGGUGACCAUGACACUUCGGGUCAAAGGUCACUUUGAUACAGAGCUGAAGGAGUGGCUGGUGGAGAAGGGAUUCUAACUGGACUGCUGGUGAGGUGGUAAACUGUUGCAGAACAGUUGUCAGAGAAAAAGAGUGCAUACUUUUCUACAUGAAACCCAACAAUUUGAAAUGCAUCCUGUAUUGAAAUAGAAUAGAUAAUAAAGAGACAGUUGUUUAUUUAUGUAGAUGUGCUCCAUGUCAAUUAUGCUUGUAUGGAACACUUUAUGCUUGAAAGUUGAAUUAUUAAAUUGGCAUUUCCUAUUUUUUGGGGGGGGGGGCUGCGUUGUAUUGCAAUAAAAUAUCACCAUUACCUGUG
Oncorhynchus tshawytscha (Chinook salmon) is the source of this 859-nucleotide messenger RNA. RefSeq names its product mitochondrial ribosomal protein L49 (gene mrpl49). The transcript has 4 exons. The record is from RefSeq and is a predicted model, not a curated record. Gene Ontology annotation, cellular component: mitochondrial large ribosomal subunit; ribosome. Gene Ontology annotation, molecular function: structural constituent of ribosome. Gene Ontology annotation, biological process: translation. NCBI's taxonomy places the organism in Eukaryota, Metazoa, Chordata, Actinopteri, Salmoniformes, Salmonidae. The coding region runs from base 49 to 582 and encodes 177 amino acids.